Molecule: messenger RNA, 4212 nt
Organism: Agelaius phoeniceus (red-winged blackbird)
Lineage: Eukaryota; Metazoa; Chordata; Aves; Passeriformes; Icteridae
Gene: SLC4A2
Product: solute carrier family 4 member 2
Biological process (GO): monoatomic anion transport; bicarbonate transport; transmembrane transport
Cellular component (GO): plasma membrane; apical plasma membrane; basolateral plasma membrane
Molecular function (GO): monoatomic anion transmembrane transporter activity; solute:inorganic anion antiporter activity
Source: RefSeq, a predicted model, not a curated record
UGCCGGAAGCGGUGCGGACCCGCCCGGUGCCGCCCCGCCCCGGCGCGCUCCCGCCGUUCCGCCCCGCGGGGACGCGCAGACCCGCCCGGCGCGGCUGGACUGUCCGCGAGGCCGCUCCAUGCGCUUGCCCCGCGGCGCCUGAGCCCGGCAGCCCUCGGCAGGUUAUGCUGCCCCGAGAGCGUCCCCUGAGCCCCCGCGAGAAGGAAAAGGGCUAAGCCGGCCGUGCCGGGGGCCGUGCCAGCGCCAUGACCCAUUCCCAGGUGUCUUCCGAGCUUCACCACAUCGUCUCCUCAGCCUUCCAGAGCCCCGAGCAGGAGGCGCUGGGAGCCGGCUCACCUGCCUUCGGAGAGGAGGAGGAGGAGAAGGACCUGAACAAGGCCCUGGGCGUGGAGCGCUUCGAGGAGAUCCUGAACGACGCCCACCCCCGCAACGCCGAGGAGGCCGGGCGCAGCUACGGCGAGGAGGACUUCGAGUACCACCGCCAGUCGUCCCACCACAUCCACCACCCGCUCUCCACGCACCUGCCCUCUGACGCCCGCCGCAAGAAGGGGAUCCCGAAAAAGGGCAAAAAGAAGGCCCGGCGUGCCUCUGUCCCCGGAGAGACCCCCACCAUCGAGGAGGCUGAGGAGGAUGAGGAUGACGCGUGCGACACGGAGACGGAGCGGUCGGCGGAGGAGCUGCGGCAGCCCGGGCCGGCCGAGGCAGUGCAGUUCUUCUUGCAGGAGGAUGAGGUGAGCGACCGGCAGGCAGAGGAGCCAGCGGCCCCCGCGGCACUGCCCGGCUCCCCCCCUGAGCCCCGAGGGGGCACGGCCCCGAAGGAAGCCCAGGCCAGCAGCCCUGAUGCCGAGCAGGGGGCUCUGGGGGAGGGGGCAGCCGCCGAGGCUGGGUCCCCGGGCCGCCCUGCGCCCAAGUCGCAGCCGGGGCACCGCAGCUACAACCUGCACGAGCGGCGCUGCAUCGGCAGCAUGACGGCUGCAGAGCAGGACCGCUACCAGAAAAUGCCAACAGACGAGUCAGAGGCACAGACACUGGCCUCGGCUGACCUGGACUACAUGAAGAGUCACCGCUUCGAGGACGUGCCGGGCGUGCGCCGGCACCUGGUGCGGAAGAGCGCCAAGGCACAGGUGGUGCACGUCAGCAAGGACCACAAGGAGCCCAGCACGCGGCAGCGCAAGCAGGACCGGCAGCCCCACGAGGUGUUUGUGGAGCUGAACGAGCUGGUGGUGGACAAGAACCAGGAGCUGCAGUGGAAGGAGACGGCGCGCUGGAUCAAGUUUGAGGAGGACGUGGAGGAGGAGACAGACCGCUGGGGCAAGCCACACGUGGCCUCCCUCUCCUUCCGCAGCCUUCUGGAGCUCCGCAAGACCCUGGCCCACGGGGCCGUGCUCCUGGACCUGGACCAAAAGACGCUGCCAGGGGUGGCUCACCAGGUGGUGGAGCAGAUGGUGAUCACGGACCAGAUCCGGGCUGAGGACCGUGCCAACGUGCUGCGGGCGCUGCUGCUCAAGCACAGCCACCCGAGCGACGAGAAGGAGUUCUCCUUCCCGCGGAACAUCUCGGCGGGCAGCCUGGGCUCCCUGCUCGUGCACCACCACAGCACCAACCACGUGGCUGAGGGCAGCGAGCCGGCCGUCACCGAGCCCCUCAUCGCUGGCCACGCCGGCGAGCACGACACGCGCAUCGACGUGGAGCGGGAGAGGGAGGUCCUCACUCCCACACCCCCGGCCGGCAUCACUCGCUCCAAGUCAAAGCACGAGCUGAAGCUGCUGGAGAAGAUCCCGGACAACGCUGAGGCCACAGUGGUGCUCGUGGGCUGUGUGGAGUUCCUGGACCAGCCCACCAUGGCCUUCGUGCGGCUGCAGGAGGCCGUGGAGCUGGACGCGGUGCUGGAGGUGCCCGUGCCUGUGCGGUUCCUCUUCGUGCUGCUGGGCCCCAGCAGCACCCACAUGGACUAUCACGAGAUUGGGCGCUCCAUCUCCACCCUCAUGUCCGACAAGCAAUUCCACGAGGCUGCCUACCUGGCCGACGACCGUCACGACCUUCUGAAUGCCAUCAACGAGUUCCUGGACUGCAGCGUGGUGCUGCCGCCCUCCGAGGUGCAGGGCGAGGAGCUGCUGCGCAGCGUCGCCCACUUCCAGCGCGAGAUGCUGAAGAAGAGGAUGGAGCAGGAGCGGAGGCUGCUGCUGGAGCCCAAGUCCCCUGAGGAGAAAGCUCUGCUGAAGCUGAAGGUGGUGGAGGAUGAGGCCGAGGAGGACGACGACCCCCUGAGGCGCACGGGCCGCCCCUUCGGGGGGCUGAUCCGGGACGUGCGGCGGAGGUACCCCCACUACCUGAGCGACUUCCGCGACGCGCUGGACCCCCAGUGCAUCGCUGCCGUCAUCUUCAUCUACUUCGCUGCGCUGUCACCCGCCAUCACCUUCGGGGGGCUGCUGGGGGAGAAGACGCAGGACCUGAUCGGGGUGUCGGAGCUGAUCAUCUCCACAUCGCUGCAGGGCGUCCUCUUCUGCCUGCUGGGUGCUCAGCCCCUGCUGGUCAUCGGCUUCUCAGGGCCUCUGCUCGUCUUUGAGGAAGCCUUCUUCACGUUCUGCACAUCCAAUGAGCUGGAGUACCUGGUGGGGCGUGUCUGGAUCGGCUUUUGGCUCAUCCUCAUUGUGCUGGUCAUGGUGGCCUUUGAGGGCAGCUUCCUGGUGCGUUUUGUCUCCCGCUUCACCCAGGAGAUCUUUGCCUUUCUCAUUUCCCUCAUCUUCAUCUAUGAGACCUUUUCCAAGCUGGCCAAGAUCUUCCAAGAGCACCCUCUGCACAGCUGCCUGAGCACCAACAGCUCGGCCGAGGUCUGGGGCAACGGCACCGUGGCCGUGGCCAACACCACAGCCCUGGCCACCAGCCCGGUUGCCCGCGGUGCCACCAAGGUCACGGGGCAGCCCAACACGGCACUGCUCUCACUCGUGCUCAUGGCCGGCACCUUCUUCAUCGCCUUCUUCCUGCGCAAGUUCAAGAACAGCCGCUUCUUCCCUGGACGGAUCCGGAGGCUCAUCGGGGACUUUGGGGUGCCCAUCGCCAUCCUGGUGAUGGUGCUGGUAGACUACAGCAUCCAGGACACCUACACACAGAAGCUGAGUGUGCCCAGUGGGUUCUCGGUGACAGCCCCAGACAAGCGGGGUUGGGUGAUCAACCCCCUGGGUGUGCAGAGUGCCUUCCCUGUGUGGAUGAUGGUGGCCAGCGGCCUCCCCGCCAUCCUCGUCUUCAUCCUCAUCUUCAUGGAGACCCAGAUCACCACGCUGAUCAUCAGCAAGAAGGAGCGGAUGCUGCAGAAGGGCUCCGGGUUCCACCUCGACCUCCUGCUCAUCGUGGCCAUGGGCGGCUUCUUCGCGCUCUUCGGGCUGCCCUGGCUCGCCGCAGCCACCGUGCGCUCCGUCACCCACGCCAACGCCCUCACCGUCAUGAGCAAGGCGGUGGCACCUGGGGACAAGCCCAAGAUCCAGGAGGUGAAGGAGCAGCGGGUCACCGGGCUGCUGGUGGCCGUGCUGGUCGGGCUGUCCAUCGUCAUCGGGGACCUGCUGCGGCAGAUCCCACUGGCCGUGCUCUUCGGCAUCUUCCUCUACAUGGGCGUCACCUCCCUCAAUGGCAUCCAGUUCUACGAGCGCCUGCAGCUGCUGCUGAUGCCCCCCAAGCACCACCCUGAUGUCACCUAUGUCAAAAAGGUGCGCACGCUGCGCAUGCACCUGUUCACCGGGCUGCAGCUGGCCUGCCUGGCCGUGCUCUGGGCCGUCAUGUCCACUGUGGCCUCCCUCGCCUUCCCCUUCAUCCUCAUCCUCACGGUGCCGCUCCGCAUGUGCCUGCUCAGCCGCAUCUUCACCGACCGGGAAAUGAAGUGUCUGGACGCAGCCGAGGCCGAGCCCAUCCUGGACGAGCGGGAAGGUGUGGACGAGUACAACGAGAUGCCGAUGCCGGUGUGAGGGCGCCGGCGGCUCACGGCUGGCGGUGGAGCCCGCGCGGGGCCGGGGCAGCGGCUGCGCGGCCGUGCCUGAGGGGACGGGGCCCUGCGGCCCCCAGGCCCUCGGAGGGCACUGCCAAAGAGACGCCGGCCCCAGGCUCAGCCGCUCGGACACCUGCUGCCCGUGCCCCGGGACAGGGCCCCCCGGGCCAGGGCCCCCGGGACAGGGCUGUCCGGGACAGGGCCCCCCGCGACAGAACCCCCGGGCAGGGCUGUCC